Rotaria sordida is the source of this 2386-nucleotide messenger RNA. The record is from the annotation of a GenBank genome assembly. Lineage: Eukaryota; Metazoa; Rotifera; Eurotatoria; Philodinida; Philodinidae.
AUGUUUCUUAUCUUACUACUCGUUCUAAAGCAUAUACAAGAUGGUUACAGUCUUAAAUGUAUUGAUAGAAGUUCAAUUCAAAUUCUACGAAGUGAAUUUACUUCAAACAAUAAAUUACAUAUACUGGAAAAAUUUAGUAAUAAAACAAUUUAUUCAUCUGUAGAAAAUUAUAUAUGUCAUGUUAGAAUACAUAUUAAUUACAAUAAAAUAAAUGGUUAUAUAAUCGUUGAAUUUGAUCACGAUACAAAUUAUAUAUAUAAUUAUUUUAGUAUUGAAACAUCAUUUACAUUAGUUAAAGAAAAUGAUUUUAUCAUUAGUGACAUUGAAUAUAGAUGUUUAUCAUAUGAUAUUUGUGAUUUAAUGUUUAUAAAUAAAUGGAUUUAUUAUUUAGUUAAUAUUUCCUAUGAAACUUUACAAACAAGCCUCAAUCAUCUUUUGGAAUCUAGUAUUCAUUCAAAUAUAUGUUAUGUUGGCAAUAGACUUACUGAAUGUAUCGAUGAUGCAUUUCAUCUGGCUAUCAAGACCGAUCCAACAUUUGUUGAGCCUCAUAUUGGAAGGCUGUUCGGGUAUAAGCAUGUAUUAUGGGGAUAUACAGACCGAAAAGGUGCUCUUCAAGCAUGGAAUGAUAGCUGGUCAACAUUCAAUGAACAUAAUAUAACGCUGACACCCCUUCAAUCAGCUUAUUUUAAUGCCAUUUUUCAAUUGUUCGCUUAUGAAAAUGUUCGAGAUGGAGAAAAGGCUUUUCUUACUUCGAUGCUCAAUCUAACAAGACAAUAUCCGUUGGAUAACGACGCUCAAACAUUGCUUGGUCUUGCUUAUCUUAAUGAAGCAAAUAACGGACUUUCCGAAGCGCAAACGACAGAGACAUCUACUAUGUUGCAGGCGAGAAACAUCUUGUUAGCGGCUAUCGAACGCGAGCCAACUCAUCCGGGCUGUCUACAUUAUCUUAUUCAUGCGUUCGAUGUACCACAAACUGAAAUAGCGUCGAUAGCAGUGCCGUACGCGUAUAGAAUGUCUGUCGUAACACCUACUGCGUCACACACAGUACACAUGAGUUCACACAUCUGGAAUCGCAUAGGUUUGUUUUCUCUGACACCAACACUACUUCAACUAUUUCUAUUAUUUUCCAGCUUCUUUACAAUAGCAAAAUCCUUUUCAAAACAGAGUUACACUUCCCUAGGUUUCCUAAGAACAAUUGAAGUGUAAAACAAUCCUGAUACUUUUAGAACAGAUGAAUCUUAAUCAGCUUCAAAUAUCUAAAUAUUUCCUAUCAUUGAUAUAGGAAAUGCGGAGACUAAAAGGCGUUCAGAUUUUUUUUCUAGAGUCAAAUAAUGUGACUUUGGCACAAGAAGUGGAGAAAGCAUUAUUACAAACAGUGAUUUACUUGCCUUGGCCUAAAGAAAAGAAGUUGUGAAGAAUGGAAACCAACUGCCUCCUGAAAUUCAAUUUCUCAUUGUCCAUUUGAUCAUUUUCAUUGUCAGCAGUCAAUUCGUAUCAACUUAGGCCAUUAAAUGCAUUCUAUUAUAGCUCCGAGAACGAUCGAUUCCUCACUAUUUUGUCUAUAUUAUAUAAAUGCAGAAAAACUACAUCAUAGUACAUUUUUAUGUAAAUAAUUUCUAUGCUAAGACCUCAACAUACAUAUUUUUAAAUAUUAUAUGAAAAUAUUAUCACUAUGUAAAAGUAAAGACAUGCUGUUCAACUUUUUUUUCUUAGAUCUUUUGUGAUCAUUUGAUGAUAAAAUGGAAGAGGUUUUAAUUGAUAAGCAAAUCAACUAAAAAAAUAAAUACUUAACACUUUCUUCUGGGACCACAUAAUAGUGAGAAUCAAUCGUUAUCGACUCUAUAAUAGAAUGCAUUGAAUAGUCUAAUUUUAUACCAAUGGAUCGUGGGCAAUGAAAAAAUUGAAUUUCAAGAGUGGCUAAUUUCUCUUAACGGUUUCUAUCUUUUGAAAUAGUUUAUCAACAUUUAUUCGAAUGUAUUUUUUUCACGAAAAAGACCUCACUCAAAUUUUGUUCAGCUAGGGACAGAAAACGAUCAACAGAAUAGUUCGUGACCACUAAUCAAUAAGCAAACAAAACGUCGAAUUUUCCCCUCAAACGUUGAUAUCGAGAAACAAUGAAAGAGUUAAAAUUUUGUGCGUCUAUAAAAAUCCGUGGAGACUUUGCUGUAAUUUGUCAGUAGUUAUUACUUCGAAAUUUACUCCUAUUUUAUUCGGUUGAAUACAAAAAUUGAAUCGCUUGUAACUGCUCAAUAAAGAUGAUGUAUAUGGGCGUUCUAAGCCAUAUGGUGCCUCGAUUUGCUUUCUUUCUUUUAUCAGUUGUAAAGUCUAAUCAUAUUCAGGCCAAAAUUAUUUCCUCAUCGCUAAACUACAAAAUUUAAAAUAUUAG